Messenger RNA from Paramecium pentaurelia, 2368 nucleotides. The record is from the annotation of a GenBank genome assembly. NCBI's taxonomy places the organism in Eukaryota, Ciliophora, Oligohymenophorea, Peniculida, Parameciidae.
AUGAGCAAACAUGAAUCUGAUGAACAGGAAGGUAUGUGUUAACUUUUAAUAUUUCUAAUAAGAUUUUUCAGAAGAUGAAGAUUUUGUGGAAGAGAAACCCCUUGAACCUAGACCAUAUAAGACAGAUCAUGAAGAUGAAACAAUUUAGGUAAAUUGACAAAUCUAUUGAUUAACAAAGGAAAUUCAAUCUAUUACUGUUAAAGAUAGACCAUUCAUUAAGAUGUAGUUUAUUAAAAAGAGAAAAGAGUUUGGGUAACUCUUAAUUAUAAACAUUUAGUUUAACAUUCAAAUUUAGCGAUUAAGAAACAUCUGAAAGAACAGGUGAGAUCAAGGCUCUUGAUAAGGAUCCACUUCAACUUGUUAAAAAUAAGGUUAUUGAAAUGGGCAUUUAAGGAUGCAAUCCUUUUCAAGAUGCUAGUUCUUAGACUGUCUGGAAUAGAAAAAUUAAUAAGGCUUUGCAAGUUGAUGAAGGAGAUGAAAGAUAAGAAUAAACAGAUGAAGAUUUUAAAUUACUUAAAUUUUUGGAAACUGUUUAUCCAUUAAUGGAGGAAGCAUUAUAAUCAAAUGAAACUAUUGAUAUAUAUUAGGAUGAUUUCAAUGUAUUGCCACUCUCAGAAUAAAAUGGAGGUAUCAUUAAAUAUUUAAUAAAAUUUUAGAUUAAAAUGCUGAACUUACUAAUGUGAUUAAGGAAAUCAAAAGUUUCAGUUAUUUAAAUUGUAAAGGUAAAAAAAUAUAAUGCAUUCAAUUUCAACCUACUAGUUAAGCAAUCAAAUCAAAGUAUAUUGUUGCAGAAUCUUUUGUGGAAAAUCUUCUUUUUGAAGAAAGAGCAAUAUAUUAAUUAAAAUCUCAUAAAUCACUUAUAGUAUUCUGGGAUUUUGAAGAUAUUCAUUCAAUAGAACCAGUGCUUCUUUUGUAAUCUCCACUUGAAAUACUCUCUUUUGAAUUCAAUCCCAAGGAUCCUAAUAUAAUAGUUGGUGGCACUAUCAAUGGUUAAGUUAUGUUAUGGGAUCUUAGUGGUACAGCUCUCUCUGUUUUUGCAUCUAAAAAAACUUAAAAAACUAAAUAAGAACGAAGUAUUAAUAGAUUUCUCACUAUUUUAAGAUGAAAUUUAAGAACUUUAACCUAAAAUGGUAUCAGCACUACAAGAUCCAGCAUCAUAUUAAGCUGGAUCAUCUAAUGAAAUUUUAAGAAAAUAAGUUGCAUCUCAUAAGAAUUCUGUUUUAGCUGUGAAAUGGUUUCCAAUAGGAAUGGAAUUUGAUAAGAAGCAUUUCAAUCAUCUUAUACUUACUACUUCUUAAGAAACUUAUUAAUUUGCUAGUAUUAGUUCUGAUGGUUAAAUUCUAUUUUGGGACAGUAGAUUGAUUGAUAAAGACAGUAAAAAGACAUAAUAAGAUGUAUAAAUCAUUCGAUUAUAAAUUAGAUAUCUACUAUACCUUGGAAGGCUACAUAUGGAAUUUAAUUGUAUAGACCAGAAGGUGGAGGAAUGAUGGGAGGAGGUUAAAUUUAAUUCAGAAAAAGUACAUUUUAAAUUUAAUAAAAAUAGAUUAAAAAACUCCAACAUUAUCAGGAACAUCAGAUGAAGGUGAAGUCUUUACUUUAGAUUGGGGAGAAAAAUAAGGAGAAGAAGGAUAAAAGAAUUAAUUAGUGUCUUCAAUUUGGUAAUAAUAAAGAAGUAUGAGACCACCUAUUGCUUUGGAUGUAAGUCCAUUCUUUGAAGAUGUUAUACUUACUUUACAUGAUUUCAAUUUUUGUGUUUGGAAACAAAAUGUCACUUUUCCAAUAUUUGAAAGUUUAAUCAUGAAAGGAGCCCACAUAACUUGUGGUGGAUUCUCUCCCUAUCGUGCUGGUGUCAUAAUUAUAGGAAAGACUGAUGGUAAUUUGGAUGUUUGGGAUAUGUUGGAUUAAUCUCAUAAAUAAACUAUUUAAUUCUAAGUUGUUGCAUGUGCUAUAACAUCAUUAAAAUUUAAUGACAAUAUGGCUCAUAUUGUGGCUGUUGGUGAUUCAGAUGGUACUUUGCAUCUCCUUGAAUUUCCAUAAAGUUUAUGUAAAGAUUAAGGAAAUGAAGUCAAAGCUAUGAGAUUAUUUUGGGAAAGAGAAGUUAAAAGAGUAAAUUAUUAUUCUGAUAGAUUCAAAAUAAGAGAAUAAUAAGCAAAAUAAUAAAAUGAAAAAGAUAUCUAAUAAUAAUAACCAGUUAAAGAAACAAAAUAAUCUGGUGAUGUAUAUAUAUAUAUAAUUAUUAUCAUAAUAGACUAAAGUAUUAGAUGAAAUAGCAUACUUUGAAAAUGAAUACUAAAAAUUCAAAGAUGCUUUACUUGGUAUUGGUCCCAAACCAGAAGAUGAAAAAGGUGCUACAAAAGGCAAGAAAUGA